Molecule: messenger RNA, 1701 nt
Organism: Tetrahymena thermophila SB210
Lineage: Eukaryota; Ciliophora; Oligohymenophorea; Hymenostomatida; Tetrahymenidae
Exons: 9
Source: RefSeq, a predicted model, not a curated record
AAAAUAAAUACUUUAUUGUAUAAUUAUUUGCUUUUACUUGUUAAAUUAAAAAAAGAGAAUCUUUUCAACUUGCUUGAAUAAAUUAUUCAGUAAUAAAUAAAAGUCAAUUCUUAUUUUAAUUAUUUAUACAAUCAAGCAAGUUAAAAAUAAAGUAUGUAAAUGAAUCUUAAUAGUAGCAACUACGACUAGUUAUUUAACGAAAAAAGCGCUUAAAGACAGAAUGAUUACAAUAAGCUGGGUUCUAGCAGACUCAGCUAUCAAACACCAAAUUUAAAAAACUCUUAGACUUUGAACCAAAGCUACUCCGAGCAAAUUAAAAAUAUAUAUGGGAGUGUAGAUUAAAAUGAUUUAGCAAUCAAAAACGAAUUAACUUAGAUUUAAAUGGAGGAAUUUUAUCUUAAUAAGUUGAGGGAAUAAAGAGAAAAGAUGGAAUACUUGCGAAGCGAAUUUAGCAAAAAAGACAAAAUCAUUUUGCAGUAUUAGGAGGAGAUUAUUUAUUUGAAAGAAAUAUUACAAGACUCAGACACAUUAAAACUUUAGUUUGAUAGCAUGCAAUAGAUAAUUAACAGACUUGAAGAUAUUAACUAAAGAGAUAAUUAAGAAUUAUGUAGAUUGAGAGAGGACAAUGAAAAACUAUCAAGAUAAUUUUAGAAUAAAGAUAAAUACAUAUAAGAUUUAAAAGAUGAAAACUAGUUAAUUUAGUCCAUGCAAUAAGAAAUGGAAGAAACAGUCAGAAAAUUCAAACUUGUGAUGCAAGAAAAAGAAUAUACAUACAACGAGUAAAUUAAGAGUUUAAAGCUAGAAAACGAAAGACUAUAGCAAGAAAUCGAAAUUAGCAAAGUUGAUUCAGAACUCACUAAAACUAGAUCUUAAAAUUAUGAAGAGCUAUCUAAAUCAUUGAUAGAGCUAAAAAAGCAUAAUUAAGAGCUUGUAUAAGAACUAACAAAAGAAUAAGAAUAAAACUUCAAAAAUGAAAAAGUUAUUGCAGAGCUGAAAAACUAGCAAGUUGAACAGAAAAAAUAGUUAGAUUCAAAGUUAAAGUAAUUAAACGACAAAUAAUCUGAAUAAUCAUUUUAGCUUGAGGAUUUCAAAGAAAAAGAAAAGGAGUAUCUUAAAAGCAUAGAAGAGCUGCAAAAGAGUAAAAAAGAUUUAGAAAAGAAAAUCAAAUCUUCUAAAGAAUAAAAAAAACUGCUGGAGUAAGAGAUAAAGCUUAUCAAAGAAAGAAACAGUGAACUUGACAUAGUUUAUAUGCGCUAAAAAGAAUAGUGCAAGUAGCUUGAGCUUGAGAUAAUUGAAUAAUCUGCAGCAAUAAAAUAACAUUAAACAGACUUAAAGAAUAAUCUCUAGCUUUAGAAAGAUUAAGAAGUGGAAAUACUGCACUUGAAGUAAGAAAAUAGCCAGCUUAGAGAAUAGGUUAUUCAUUUGCAUGAAAAAGAAGAGAGAGAAAAGCAAAUUCGUUAUUAAUUAGAGAAGAUUAAAUAAGACUUGAUAUGUGCAAGGAAUAGCGAGGUAGAGAGACUUGAUUAGUGUUUUCAUGAAUUUUAGAUGACUUCUCAUUUAGUGAAUAAUCAUGACUAAUUUUUAACAAAUGCAGUUAAAGAUUCUAUGUUGCCUUCUCGUUCAUCUCACAGAAAGGGAGGCUCAGAAAAGGAUAUUUAAAAAUCUAUUGCAAAUUAAUAAAAAAAAUCUUUGAGAAAUUGA